UGAUGACGCGGCCACCCGACGGCGCCGCGCCCCUCCACAGAGUCGAGAAGCGCUGUGUAAACAUCGCCACAAGGCGACGGACGGCCCGAUCCGCCAGCCGCUUCUUGGCCAGAGAUGCCCGGCCUCCAGUCGGUCGGCCGGAGCCAAGCCGCGGCGCGCACAUGGCCCAGCAGCAGCAGCGGCGCGGUGACGAGGACGAGCGCGGCGGGCCCGGGGCGGCCUACCGUCCCUUUGUGGCCAUGGAGCGCCUGCUGCACAAGCUGCACAUUUUGAACUACCAAGACCAAGUCCUGGCCAAGCACAACAUGAGGAACCUGAGCAGGCAUUACUUUGUGUCCAGUCCCUACGUGGAGUCCAACCCGGGCGAGCAGUUCUACAUGUUUGGCAUCAUCGCCGCCUGGCUCAUCAACGCGGCGGGCAGGCCCUUCCACGAGCGCGCCGACUACGGCGAGCCCGGCGCCGCCGUGGCCGACAUCUUGGCCGAGCUGCGGGCGCUGGGUGUGCGGGUGGACUUCCCGCCCUCCAAACUCCUGUCGGGCUCCGGCGAGCAGGUGUGCUUCAUGCUGGACAGGCUGGCCGAGGAGGCGCUCAAAAAGAGGGGCUUCUCCUUCGGGAGCCCCGAGUACCCGGCCGAAAGCACCGCCGGGGAAGCCGCCGCCGCCGCCGAGGACGCCCGAGUCAACGUGGUGGAGGAGGAAGAGGAAGGUGAGUGGCGCCGGGAGGAGGAGGUGGCGGCGCAGCCCGAGGACGAGGAGCAAACCCCGGACCUGGAGGCCUUGAAGCUACGAAGCGCUCGCCCCCGAGCCAAGGUGCCCUGCGUCGACACGGAGAUCCUGGAGUCCAUGGUGGACGCGGCCGAAUGGUACCUGGAAGUGGAGCGCGCCCUCCCGCGCCUCACCGUCAAGAACGACAACAAGGACUGGAGGAUCCACGUGGAGCAGAUGCACCGGCACCGGGACGGCAUCUCGUCCUCCUUCAGAGAGGCCGAGGGCUACCUGGGGAAGUUGCGGGAGGACAUCGGCAAGACCUUGGAGAAAGUCCGCACCCGGGAGAAGUACGUCAACAAUCAGCUAGAGCACCUGAUCCACGACUACCGCCAGGCUCAGGCUCAACUGGGCCGGGCCAAGGAGCAGUUCCAGCGAGCCAGCGAGGGCCUGACGGAGAAGGCGCGCGUCCUGGCCGACAUGGACGACGAGCUGAAGCGGGUCAAGCGCGAGACCGAGCGGAGGAACGGCAGCGUGUCGGACGGCGCGCCGCUGCUCACCAUCAAGCGCUGCAUGGCCGACCAGAACCAGGAGAUGGUCCUGCUGGACAAGAUGAUCGCCAGCUGGCGCUUGCAGAUGAAGACGGGCGGCGGCAGCCUGCUUCACGCGCACGCCAGCGUCUCGCCGGAGCACACAUGGACUUGGGAUUCCUGAAGUGGAGCGGGUCGGGCCGGGCCAGGCCGGGUUGGGCCGGGGCGGGAGGCCCAUGGUCGGAAGCUUUUUCAUGGCUCGCCCCGGCUGACUGCAUGCUUCCAUGUUGUUGUUUUUCGAAAACCCCACUACUCUACAUUACAUUCC
Syngnathus typhle (broad-nosed pipefish) is the source of this 1562-nucleotide messenger RNA. RefSeq names its product intraflagellar transport protein 57 homolog. The record is from RefSeq and is a predicted model, not a curated record. Gene Ontology annotation, cellular component: Golgi apparatus; intraciliary transport particle B; centrosome. The coding region runs from base 3 to 1418 and encodes 471 amino acids. The transcript has a single exon. NCBI's taxonomy places the organism in Eukaryota, Metazoa, Chordata, Actinopteri, Syngnathiformes, Syngnathidae. Gene Ontology annotation, biological process: non-motile cilium assembly; intraciliary transport.